Messenger RNA from Saprolegnia diclina VS20, 408 nucleotides. RefSeq lists its product as hypothetical. The record is from RefSeq and is a predicted model, not a curated record. The transcript has a single exon. Lineage: Eukaryota; Oomycota; Saprolegniomycetes; Saprolegniales; Saprolegniaceae. The coding region runs from base 1 to 408 and encodes 135 amino acids.
AUGCUCCAGCUCAACGAGGUCGACUGCAUGGUCCCGACGCUCAUCGAGGAGCGCAUGCGGCUGUACGCCAUGGACGACCAAGCGCCGACAAGCCUCGACCCGACAUGGAGCGACGACGAGGCCUGCGACGUGUACAUCCCGACGGCGUACCUCACGUCGACGAGCGGGCUCGCCAUGUACUGCCCGCAUACGACGCUCGAGAUGCUCUCGACAAGCGACUGUACGAGCGAGGACGAGCCGACGAUGGGCCUCAGCAUGUACCUCGAGGCCUUCAACUUGCUCUCGCCGCGCCGAGGCGCUGCCAAGCACCGCCCGUCCUGUAUCAAGAAGACUAUCAAGAAGCGCAAGGCCGGCAAGGCGUCGACCAAGAAGACCGUCAAGCGCAGCGUCCAGCGCGCGUUCCUCUGA